AUCGUUCAGUUGAGUUUUGGAAUUUACGUGUGAUGGACUUGUUUAGGAAUGUUAAUCUUCUCAAAUAACAGGGUGUUAAUGCUGAAAUCUUUUCAACGCAUUCCUUAUGUGUAAUUACUGUAGCUGCACCCUUGUGAUGCAUAACAAUACUGCGCUUGAUUGAACUGAAUUGGAGAACCAUGUUUUACGCACCGCAUUUGAUUCAACCACAGCCAACCACGCACGCUUUGGUAUGUCUACCCCCAUUUUCGUCGGCUAAAAGUGGCACAAAGACGCGCUGGCUUUAGGACUUUUUACAAGUUUGGUCUUCCCCUUUAAAAGUAUACAGCCCUAGCGGUGAUCAUUGGUCUGAAAACUCUGCGGAGGGGAUUAGAGCAUGAAAUAGCUUGAACAAGAAGCCGGGAUCAUGGCGGCACCGCUCGGGCGGGACACUUUACCUGACCACUGGUCCUAUGGAGUUUAUCGAGAUGGUAGGGUCUUCUUCAUCAGUGAUAAAACUCACAGCACUACUUGGCUCCAUCCUCGAACGUGUGAACCUGUCAACUCUGGACACAUGAUACGAUCAGAUUUACCACUGGGAUGGGAAGAAGGAUUCUCGGACGAGGGGGCCAGCUACUUCAUUGACCAUAACCAGAAGAGAACGUCGUUCCGACACCCUGUGACUGGACAGAUAUCUCCAGAAAACACUGAAUAUAUGCUCCAUGACAAGACAGAGUCCCGGGGCAUGUCCAAGCCACCGCCACCGGCCAGUCAGAGGCCCCCCAGCAUGGUCAGCCAGACUUCCAAGGCAGUGACCUCAUCAACAGUGGACGCCACCUCAGGGUCAAAGCCGCAGGGCUCUAGGAGUAGUGGCAAGGUACACAGCUUCGGCAAGAGGGACCAAGCCAUCAAGAGGAACCCCAAUAUCCCUGUGGUUGUCAGAGGAUGGCUCUACAAACAGGACAGCUCUGGAAUGAGACUGUGGAAGAGGAAGUGGUUUGUGUUGUCUGACUACUGCUUGUUUUAUUACAAAGACAGCAGAGAGGAGACGGUUUUGGGGAGCAUCCCGCUGCCCAGUUAUGUCAUCGCCCCUGUGGAGCCUGAUGACCACAUCAGCCGCAAGUAUGCCUUCAAGGCGAGCCACACAGGAAUGCGCUCCUACAUUUACAAUAAGAAUUCUGUGAUUGGCUCGCAGGCAGAGCACGGUGGGAUGAGGACGUACUUCUUCAGUGCCGACACCCAGGAGGACAUGAAUGGUUGGAUCCGAGCCAUGAACCAGGCUGCUCUCAUGCAGAGUCAAGGCAUCAAGAGAGAGGCAGUCACAGAGAGACCAGAAAUGUCCGUGCAGCAGGCAGUACCACAGACCAACCACGUUAACAACACCACCAGUAAGAGCCCCUCCCAGUCACGUUCAGGGAGCCUCCAGCGGCCCGAGAGAGAGGAGCCUCCGGAGGGGGAGAUCCGACUGAGCCAGGGGGACGAGGAGAGGUACGUGUUGGAGGCUCCUAGAAAGCUCAGCCAUCCAGCCACGGAGGUAGAGGUGGACAGGCUCUCCCCAGACACUCUCCCUGGCCCCUCACACCCCAGGAAUGGCCAGGCCCACACAGUCCUCGCCACGCUGCCCCCUGAGCAGAAUGGGAACGUUGUGUAUAAGAGGGGCUUUGUCCCACGGACAGCCACAGAGAAGCAGGUGCAGAGGAAGACUGCUCUGGCUCAGGUGGAGCACUGGGUCAAUGUACAGAAGGGAGAUCCCAAGAGCAACACACCUACUACUGAGUACGCCCUCCCCCUCCCUCGGCGGACGCCUCCCCUGCAGCCUAAGGCCGUGGUAGUAGAGGCCUGCCAGACAUUGCCAAAGACCCCCAGACUCCCGUCAGGCGGGAGCUCCCCUUCGGCGCCCCGCAACCUGCCCAGUGACUACAAAUACGCCCACGACCGGCUCAGCCACUUCCGCAUGUCCACCGAUGAGCGCAUGGCCACCAAGGAGGGCAUGGUGUGGCAGCUGUAUGAGUGGCAGCAGCGCCAGCAGUUCCGCCACGGCAGCCCCACGGCGCCCAUCUACACCGGACCAGACUUUCUGGACACAGCCUCCUUCCGGGUCACUGUGGAGAUGCCUCGCUCCAUCUCUGUGCCCCCUUCCCCCUGCGAAGUCCCCCCAUCUGUCCCCACCUUCAAACCACUGUCCCCCCACAGGCCACACACCCCCUCAGACAGGGUGACGGUCAGGCCGCUGGAUGAGGUGCCACCUGGGGAGUCGCCCACCGGCUCCAGUUCUCCUAGACGGGUGUUUUCUCAGCUCUCUAAGACUAGUCAGCUGGAGAGACGGUCAAUGCCAGCCAUGGGCUACAUCACACACACAGUCAGCGCACCAAGCUUGCAUGGGAAAACGCCGGAGGAGUUGACCCUGCUGCUCAUUCAGCUCAGGAGUCACCAGGCCAAGAUGGCUGGUGUCCACGGUGACGCCCUCCACCACCUACAUCACAACGGCUUCCUAGGCCCCAGCCUGCAGGCAGAUGAUACUUACAUGCAACUGAAGAAGGACCUGGAUUAUCUAGAUCUGAAGGUGGGCCCCAAGAGAAAAGAUCAUAUCAACAGUAUUGACCCGUUGAUCGUUAUGGUACACAAUGUGUUAGAAAACACCCCUCCAGGUUUUGGGUCCAGUUGGAAUGUUACAGGCCGUGAAACUCUAAAAGACAGACCAUCGAGACCUGUUAAGAUAGCAGAGAGCGAUGUUGAUGUGAAGUUAAGCCGACUGUGUGAACAAGACAAGAUCCUUCAGGAGCUGGAAACAACGAUACGCACGCUCAAGGAAGACAAGGACAAGUUGGAGUCCGUGCUGGACGUGUCCCACCAGCAGAUGGAGCAGUAUCGGGACCAGCCGGCCCAUCAGGAGAAGAUAUCCUACCAGCAGAGACUACUGCAGGAGGACGUGGUGCACAUCAGAGCUGAGAUCUCUCAGGUGUUCACGGAGAUGGAGAAUGUGUGGAACGAGUACAGCAGCCUGGAGAGAGAUGUAGACUGGUUGAGGACAGCUCUGGAGGGCCAGAUGAACCGCAGUGGUCUCUCUCAGAAGGAGAAGUCCCAGAUCAAGAGGGAGUUGUGGAGGAUUGAAGACGUAAUAGCAGGCCUCAGCUCCAGCAAAGCCAACUACCAAGUCACCAUCUCCUCUGUGACCAACCCAGAGAGAAAACUUGUGCCUUCCGUGUCGCCGUCGUCAGUGCCUUCUCUGUCUGCCAGUCCCUCCCUCGGAGAGAUGAGACUGGUCCAGCAGCACAGCCCCCACCUCAGCCCCACAACCCCCACCUCCACCCAGCACACCACCACAGCCCUCGCCAUGUCUGUGCCAAAAUGGGCAGAUGAGGGCGCCCCUCCCCGACCACCACUACCUCAGCUAUACAGUCCUGAGGACCACGCCCCCGCCGUGCCUCCGCUGCCCAGGGAAACCAGCGUCAUCAGACACACGUCUGUACGAGGCCUCAAACGGCAGUCUGACGAACGCAAGCGGGACAGGGAGAUCGGCCAAUACACCAACGAAGACAACAAGAUGGAGCUGCGCACCUUCCUGAGUGAACCUGAGCUUCUGGGAGUGGGAGGGUCUGGUCACAUGAGGAUGGGGGCCUUGGGGCAUGAUGGUGGCUACCAGACCCUGCCAAGCAGAGGGCCGGUUGGCUCCUCAUCCAGGCUAAAUCAGUCCACCAACAUCUCCUCAUAUGUUACCCUCCGAAGAGGAGCCUCAGCCGCCUCAGGCCUGAAGGAGAGACCGAAGAGUGCCUUGGAGCGUCUGUACUCUGGGGAUGUGCUGCAGCAGCAGAGCAGGGGGAGGAUGAGUGCUGAGGAGCAGCUGCAGAGGAUGAAGAGGCACCAGAAAGCUCUGGUCCGCCAGCGCAAGAGGACCCUGAGUCAAGGAGAAUGCCAGGCCUCUUCAUCACGAGCCUCCUCCUCAUCAUCACAGCAACGCCCCCUUUCCGCAGACCUGGGCUCAUGGAGGCGAGAGCAGGAGUUUGACCUGCAGUUGCUGGAGCGGGCGGUGCAGGGGGAGGAGGCGCGGGGCGUGGUCCAGGGUGAGGAGUGUCCAGCAGAGCACAGUGAUAGACCUCGGUCCCAGUCAGAUGAGUGGCUGACCCUCCGCUCUACAGCCACGUCCACACUUACCCAGGAGGUGGAUCUGGAGACGCUGGACUAUGACCUGGACCUCAGCCGAGAGCUGGCCAAACCUCAGAAGGUGUUAAUCCCUGAGCGCUACAUAGACACAGAACCUGAGGAACCUCUCAGCCCUCAGGAGGUGGAGGCUCGCCAUCGCAACAUGGAGCGCAUCAAGAACAUUCUGGCCAAGUCCAGUGUUCAGAUCCUGGCGGGGCCCUCUGUGGCGGUGGACCAGCCAGAGGUGGUGGGUCUGGACUCAGCACUACUGAAGCAGGAGAGGAUCAUCACCAUGUCUUACGCCCUGGCCUCAGAGGCCUCCCUCAAGAGCAAGCAGGUCGCAGUAGCACCACUGCACCCUAACAUCCCCACCGUGCCUCCUCCUCCUCCUCCUCCUCUUCCUCCUGUCUCUCAGGCACCUCCCCCUCCUCCUCCUCUAAGCAACGGAUUUCACUUCUCGUUUGUCUAAUCAGAGCAAACAAACCAAUGCGCUUUCUGGACACUGAGGUGCUGUUCCAUGAUGACAAUACAACCUGGAUUCUUGAAGAAAGAAAGACUUUGUUUGGUGCUGACAGUUACACUGUUAUACAGUAGAUGAGUGUUAGUGAACAUUUAACCUGCCCUCAGUAGCACGCAGCAGGACUUACUCGCUGAUGCAUUUUUAGGAGCUAAAAUGAAGUAACUAUUUUCUUAAGAAAAUGUCUGUCUGCCGUGAAAGCUGCUGUGCAUAUUAACUUUGGAAGUGUCUAACAGAUGUUAAUCCCAUAAUAGAAAAUGGUUUAUACAUGUUAUUGCACUUUUAGCAUUAUACUGUAUCAUAGUGAAGAACUGAAAGAGAUAUUUUCAAGGUGAGAAUGUUUUGUCUUGCAGUGUGAUCUGAAUUUGGAGGGAACUUGUAUUUUGUUUUUUUAAAGUUAAUGAGAGUAUUCACCAACUAGAAGGUCGAUAUGAACAUAAGGUACUGAACAUGUGUCAUGUUGAUUGUAUUUUUGUCAAAACUCAGAUGAUAUUCUUACACCAAAUCACUUGAAAUGUAAUUUGUGUUUGUAUCUAGCACUGCCAGUCUCUUAAUGGCUUGCCAAAUGGAUGUUUAUUUUUGCUUACAACAUUGGGAGGAGAAUAACAUUGAACAUAAUAUUUUCUGGAUGGCUUGGGCAGGUUGCACAAUGAUACUUAUUACAAAUGUAAAUAUUAAAGAUAUUAACAUGA
Oncorhynchus kisutch (coho salmon) is the source of this 5328-nucleotide messenger RNA. Its product is annotated as pleckstrin homology domain-containing family A member 7. The transcript has 30 exons. Bases 407 to 4588 code for a protein of 1393 amino acids. The record is from RefSeq and is a predicted model, not a curated record. Lineage: Eukaryota; Metazoa; Chordata; Actinopteri; Salmoniformes; Salmonidae. Gene Ontology annotation, molecular function: protein binding.